Messenger RNA from Parastagonospora nodorum SN15, 1248 nucleotides. RefSeq lists its product as hypothetical. The transcript has a single exon. Gene Ontology annotation, molecular function: FAD binding; oxidoreductase activity, acting on paired donors, with incorporation or reduction of molecular oxygen, NAD(P)H as one donor, and incorporation of one atom of oxygen; 2-octaprenyl-6-methoxyphenol hydroxylase activity. The record is from RefSeq and is a predicted model, not a curated record. Gene Ontology annotation, cellular component: mitochondrion. The coding region runs from base 1 to 1248 and encodes 415 amino acids. Gene Ontology annotation, biological process: ubiquinone biosynthetic process. NCBI's taxonomy places the organism in Eukaryota, Fungi, Ascomycota, Dothideomycetes, Pleosporales, Phaeosphaeriaceae.
AUGCAGUUCUCUGACGCCAGCGUCCGUAAAGAACCUCCAAGGCAUGUCAUAGGGAAUGAAGUUGCAGAAAACGUUCUGACCUCUGCAGAAAUUGGAGCAUGGGCACAUGUCAACACGGCGCGAGUGCAGCCAUACCAGGAGAUGCAGGUAUGGGAUGGCGUCACUGAUGCGCGUAUCUCCUUCGACUGGGGCACGGCACGAUCUAUCGGACCUCGAAACCCCGCACAGCCCACGACAAUUGCAUACAUGAUUGAGAAUAUCAACACUACGAGCAUGCUCCUGAGCCGCCUCGAGGAGCUUGGUGGGGUGGACAUGAUGACGAACACUAAGGUCAGCUCGAUUGAGCUAGGCACGGACACGGACAAGAUGGACCUAUCAUCAUGGCCAAUACUGUCGCUAUCAAAUGGCAAGACACUGGCUGCAAGGUUGCUAGUCGGUGCAGACGGUGCAAACAGCCCGGUGCGCACGUUUGCGGGCAUCGAGGCGCGAGGCUUCGACUACAACCGGCACGGCGUGGUGGCGAGUCUCGCGCUGGAGGGGCCCGGCUGGGGUGGGCCACAACACAAGAUUGCCUACCAGCGCUUCCUGCCCACGGGGCCCAUUGCCAUGCUGCCACUACCGGGAAAUUUUUCGACGCUGGUAUGGAGCACUACACCAGAGCGAGCAGCACGGCUCAAGGCACUUUCGCAGAAAGACUUUGUGGCCAUGGUGAAUGCUGGCUUCCGGCUAUCGACUACAGAUCUCGAGUACUUGCACACGUUGGACGCGGGGCAGGAGGAAGAGGUCGCAUGGCGCGAAAAGCAUACUCCUGUGGAUGGACGGGCGGUACCGAUGCGAGUGACAAACGUCCAAGCCGGCACGGUCGCUUCAUUUCCGCUGCGAAUGCGGCACGCCGACACGUAUACUGGCGAGCGAGUCGCACUCGUUGGCGAUGCAGCACAUACUAUACAUCCCUUGGCAGGUCAGGGCUUGAACCAAGGACAAGGCGACGCAGCGGCGCUUGUGCGGACAAUUUCGCAUGCAGUGCAGACUGGGCAAGACAUAGGAUCGACAUUGGCGCUGGAAAGCUACAACAGUGAGCGGUAUGCCGAGAACAAUGCCAUGCUUGGCGUGUGCGACAAGCUGCACCGACUAUAUAGCGUAGAAUCUGGCCCGAUUGUAGGACUACGCUCUCUCGGACUGAGGGCUGUAGACGCUAUGGGCCCGCUCAAGGGAUUCUUCAUGAGCAGAGCAGCGGGUGGGUCGUGA